Spodoptera frugiperda (fall armyworm) is the source of this 2936-nucleotide messenger RNA. It is a transcript of the gene Rala, whose product is annotated as ras-related protein Ral-a. Lineage: Eukaryota; Metazoa; Arthropoda; Insecta; Lepidoptera; Noctuidae. Gene Ontology annotation, biological process: Ras protein signal transduction. Bases 343 to 1023 code for a protein of 226 amino acids. Gene Ontology annotation, molecular function: GTP binding; GDP binding; GTPase activity. The transcript has 5 exons. Gene Ontology annotation, cellular component: plasma membrane. The record is from RefSeq and is a predicted model, not a curated record.
UUUCACGCGCAUUGUCUUACGGUUCUCACGUGUUAAUGCACUUUUCCCGUCCUGGUUAGCUGGCCGAAUACUACUGUAUCGUGGUUGCUCGUGUGUGGAAUACUUCAGUGUUUGUAGAAGUUGCCAUAAGGCGUCAUAGCAGACGUAUGUGACUCACUCGUUCGCUUUCUGAGUGAUUUUCUGCGAAUUUUCCUGUAGUUUAAUUGCAUUGUUAUUGUUAUAAUCAUCAAUUAAUCUUUGAAUCAUAUUACGAGCGUCGUGCAAAGUGUCUGUGUACCAUGGUAUUAUUGGGGCCUUCUCUCCUGUCUCCCGCAUUGUGGAGACUGUGCUGAGCCCCCAGUGAUGUUCUCAGCCCUAGCCUACCAGUUAUCUUCAAAGUUUCUGGAAGAGCAGAAGUGUGCGCCCGUGAAGCGCCGCACGAUGUCGAAGAAGCCGGCCGCGCAGCCGACGCUGCACAAGGUGAUCAUGGUGGGCUCCGGCGGCGUGGGCAAGUCCGCGCUCACGCUGCAGUUCAUGUACGACGAGUUCGUUGAAGACUACGAGCCCACUAAGGCAGACAGCUAUAGGAAGAAGGUGGUGCUGGACGGCGAGGAGGUUCAGAUCGACAUCCUGGACACGGCCGGGCAGGAGGACUACGCCGCCAUCAGAGACAACUACUUCCGAUCAGGAGAGGGCUUCCUCUGUGUCUUCUCUAUCACCGAGCCUGAGAGCUUCGACGCCACACAGGAGUUCAGAGAACAGAUCCUGCGCGUGAAGAACGACGAGAACAUUCCGUUCCUGCUGGUGGGCAACAAGUCGGACCUGGCGGACAAGCGGCGCGUGCCGCUCGACUCGUGCCGCGAGCGCGCGCAGCACUGGCAGGUGCCCUACGUCGAGACCUCCGCCAAGACGCGGGACAACGUCGACAAGGUGUUCUUUGACCUGAUGCGCGAGAUCCGGUCGCGCAAGUCGGACGACAGCCGCGCCACCAACGGGGACGUCAAGGGGAAAAAGCGGAGGAAAAUCAAGUGCGCCAUAUUGUAGGCCGAGACCGACGCCAUAGUCCGGCCGGGGCCGCCUCGGCAGUGAUAUGUCGCCGCGGGCCGUGCGGGGUUGCUGUGUGUCCGCGUCACGCAUACACUCGAUGCAAUGCAAUAUCUCACUCACUCAAACUAUUUAUUAUGUGUACGAUGUGACCGACAUACAACAAUCACCACACGUCUUCUACUCCACUAAUCAAUAACACAUCUUGUAAAUUCGUGUAUUGUAUUUGAAACUCUGUUACGUGGACGUGAAGGUCGAGGGUCGCGUGCCGCCGGCACGUUCACAUGUACUAGGUGUAAGCAGGCUAUUGUAAAUUUUAAUAUAUUUCGCCCACUUUGGUGCUUGCAUUUAUUGAAUACUGUUUGUAACGAAACACGUCGAAACAAUACAUUUUUAUACAGUAACUUUUAAACAGUAGCGAGUUAAAUAGUUUAGUUUUAUAUCUCGAGCCGAUGGUGGUUCUCACACUAAUGUCCUGGUUCAGCCGACACCCGCCGGGCGAGUGACGAUACAAUACAUUUUGACACGACUCAUUACAAACAGAAUUCCAUAAUAUUUUUUAUGAAUUAAAUAUUGUUGUAUCAAAGCUUAGUGCUUUCGCGUUACAUGUCCGUGUAGUGGGCGCCGCGCCGCGGGCCGCGCGCCGUGCCAUUGUGUUACUGACUGUACAGUACAGUGUGUACUGUACACAGUGUACACUCUGUAUGUAUGUACAAUACGGCGACGCGCGGCCCGCACUCGCAUGCUCGGUAGCGUAAGUUUUGUAUUUAUUUCUAUGUAUAAGUGCUAAAUGUAUUGUGUAAUGUGUUGAGGGUACUGUUCGUACGUGUUUGCAGAAAUAGUAUUUGUUCAGACUACGCAAUGUAAGAGCUAGUCAGGUGUUGAUGUGGCGAGUUGUUCGGUUGAAAUCUCACGAUGAAUCUGUUGGUAAAUAUAUAUAAAGUACGUUGUAUAGGGAUGCGGAGUGCACGGCCUCGCGAUCUCCUAGAAUACUAUUUCAGUGAACAUCCGUGUGUUGUCUGCGCCGGCGCCGGGGGCGGGGUGCGGUACUAUAUAUACCCACAUAUAUAUAGGGGGCGCUUCACUCAGUAGCCGGUAGUUGUCACGUCUUGUAUGUUACACGCCUCGAGUCUCUGGCAGACAUUACAUCAUUAUUACACAUUUCUUGCAGUUCAUAUUGUCUCUCCAGUGAAGAACUGGUAUUUAAUUCGUUUAUACUCCCAGUAAGAGGGUGGCAGUCAGAAACUCGAGGCUAUAUAAAUGUAAUGCUAAGUUUUGUAUGCAAUAAAGUCUGAUAUUUUUAAAUCUCCACGAUUUACUUUUUAUAUUGGAUCGUCGAUCUGUUCCUCGGUCUGUUCGCCUCACCUACUUGUGUACUGUGCAUCUUUCUCAAUGUCGCCUGAUGUGUGACGUGGCUGCGACGAUGGCUCGUGGUGAACAGCCGGGCUGGUCAGCAGUGCGAGGGUCGAGGUGCCGUGUCCUGUCACCUCGGCCCUGUGUGAUGCCAUUACGAUUUGUUUUGUCCACUUAGUGCAACGCACGCGUAGCAAUAACAUAUUUAGCAUAAUAUACUGUUCCGGGGCCGGUGUGUAUAUCUAGCAGGUCCCCGACUGCCAACACGAAGUAAUGUUGUAAGUGGUUACUGGUUAGCUACUACUCUGUCUCCUCCGUAGCCCGCCACUUGCCGAUAGCAACUGUCCGAGGUAGGCUUCAACUUUUAUAAUCAUAGUUUCACAGUUACUGUCGACAGGUGGCGGUGUUCCAAACAUAUAUUCCUAUGUACUUGUAAUGUCUAUAGGCUAGUUACUUUAGUUCACAAAUGUAUGGAUUAUGUACCUACGUGUAUGUAUGUAUAUCGAAGUCACAGGAACAAAAUGAUUGAUAUAAAGCAGGAAAUAUACAGAUUUGCAAAA